AUGGUGUGCAGCAUGUGUCGCGCCCUUUUGCUCCUUGGCCUCUUCCUGAUCCUGACGCCGCUGGUGUGUGGGUACACCGACGGCGGGUUCAGCGUGGAGCUCAUCCACCGGGACUCCCCCAGGUCGCCGUUCCACGACCCGUCGCUCACCCCGCACGGCCGCGUGCUUGCCGCCGUGCGGCGCUCGUACGCCGGCUCAGGCUCUCCUGACCCUGACGGCGCGGUGUCGGAGGUGAUCUCAGGCACGUUCCAGUUCUUCAUGUACAUGAGCGCGGCGACGUCGCUCGGCCGGAGGUUCUCCUACUGCCUCGUGCCCUACUUAAGCGACGCGUCCUCGGCACUCAACUUCGGGUCCCGCGCCACCGUGACGGAGCCGGGCGCGGUGAGCACGCCGAUGGUCCACUCCCCCGUGCACGUGGAGGCUUCCUACACAGUCGAAAUCAUGGCCCUUAGGGUUGGGAACUCGAUCAUCAAGCUGCCGAAUUCGAAGCGGUCCCCCGUCAUCGUCGACUCCGGGUCGAUGCUGACGUCCCUCGACGGGGAGCUGCUGGACCCCAUCGUGGAGGCGCUCACCCGGAGCAUCAAGCUCCCGCGCAAGCAGUCGCCCAACCCGGAGCUGUUUUCGGUGUGCUAUGAGGCGGACGGCAUGAAGGCGCUGGAGAAGGUUUUCCCGGACGUCACCUUGGAGCUGGGCGGGGGCGCCUUGGUCACGCUCAAGGCAGAGAACGUGUUCAUGGACCUUCUGCUACAGACCGUGUGCUUGGCCAUCGUUCCAGUGAAGUACGAGGGUUCGGUUCCGACGAUCGGCAGCGUCAUGCAGCACAACAUGCAUGUCGGCUACGACCUCGACAAGCGCACCAUCACCUUCGCCCCUGCCGACUGCGCCACCUCUUACCCUUCUCCUCCCGCCUCUCUUGUGUAG
This is a messenger RNA of Triticum turgidum subsp. durum (durum wheat), 921 nucleotides long. NCBI's taxonomy places the organism in Eukaryota, Viridiplantae, Streptophyta, Magnoliopsida, Poales, Poaceae. The record is from the annotation of a GenBank genome assembly.